AAUUGGCUGCCAUGGAUAAACUUGGUCGAAACCUACCAGUACCCUCUGCGAUCGACUCCUGUCUUUUCCACCAUACUGGUCCCGAAUCAGGACAACACUGUGAUUGAGUUCCUGAUUGGCUUGAUCUCCCGGCAAGAGAAGUCCGUCCUCUUGCUUGGUGAAUCGGGCUCCGCGAAGACUGUUAUCGUCAACAAAUAUCUGAAAUCUCUGAGGCCCGAGGAGAAUCUGUUUCAUGACUACAACUUCUCAUCUGCCACAACUCCAGCCCUCUUUCAGGUACACUCGGACUUCACGUCCAGGAAUGCAUGCUUCUGGCCUGUGUGCGGUUAG
Messenger RNA from Protopolystoma xenopodis, 330 nucleotides. The record is from the annotation of a GenBank genome assembly. Lineage: Eukaryota; Metazoa; Platyhelminthes; Monogenea; Polystomatidea; Polystomatidae.